Myodes glareolus (Bank vole) is the source of this 7275-nucleotide messenger RNA. Lineage: Eukaryota; Metazoa; Chordata; Mammalia; Rodentia; Cricetidae. The record is from RefSeq and is a predicted model, not a curated record.
CAAACCUGGACCUAGGGUGUUCUUGGCGUGGGGCCGAACCCUUUUUUUUCUCUCAGAUGACGAAGAGAGAGACCCCUUCACCCCCUUCCUGGCAGCCAAAGCGGAAAUGUCCAUUCUUUUUCCAUGGCCCUGAAGUUUGGUGUCUGUCAGUUUGUCAGUUCCAGAGUGCUGUGGGCUAGACCCUGAGUGACAGGGGAAUUGUCAGCCAGGACUCUCAGCACCAUUGAACUGGCUUAGGAGUGGUUGUGAGGAUCCAGCGAGAAAGUGUUUUUGAAGCUGUGGUUCCUUGAAGGACCUCCAGUCAGCCUUUUCCAGCCACCUCGGCGUCCUGGCCUUGGAACUGUUGGGAAGCCAAUUCGACUGUUAGCCAAUCAUUUUCAGGUUCAGAUCCCUAAAAUAGAUGUGUAUCACUAUGAUGUGGAUAUUAAACCAGAAAAACGGCCUCGUAGAGUCAACAGGGAGGUGGUAGACACUAUGGUACGACACUUCAAGAUGCAGAUAUUUGGGGAUCGGCAGCCUGGCUAUGAUGGCAAAAGAAACAUGUACACAGCACAUCCACUGCCAAUUGGACGGGAUAGGGUUGACAUGGAGGUUACCCUCCCAGGUGAGGGUAAAGACCAAACUUUCAAAGUGUCUGUGCAAUGGGUGUCAGUUGUGAGCCUUCAGUUGCUUUUAGAAGCUUUAGCUGGGCACCUGAAUGAAGUCCCGGAUGACUCAGUACAAGCACUUGACGUUAUUACAAGGCAUCUUCCCUCUAUGAGGUACACUCCGGUGGGCCGUUCUUUUUUCUCACCCCCUGAAGGUUAUUACCACCCUCUGGGAGGUGGCAGAGAAGUCUGGUUCGGUUUUCACCAGUCUGUGAGACCUGCCAUGUGGAAUAUGAUGCUCAACAUUGAUGUAUCUGCAACUGCUUUUUACCGGGCUCAGCCUAUCAUUGAGUUCAUGUGUGAGGUUUUAGACAUUCAGAACAUCAAUGAACAGACAAAACCUCUAACAGACUCUCAGCGUGUCAAGUUUACCAAAGAAAUUAGAGGUCUCAAAGUUGAGGUGACUCACUGUGGACAGAUGAAACGAAAAUACCGAGUUUGCAAUGUGACAAGACGGCCAGCCAGUCAUCAAACCUUUCCUUUGCAGCUAGAAAAUGGUCAAGCUAUGGAAUGUACAGUAGCUCAGUAUUUUAAGCAAAAGUAUAGUCUGCAGCUGAAAUACCCCCAUCUUCCAUGCCUUCAAGUGGGACAAGAGCAAAAGCAUACAUACUUGCCCCUUGAGGUGAAGAGCAAUAGCUUGGUGGGUGGACCUGACCCGUACCUGAAGGAAUUUGGGAUUGUUGUCCACAACGAGAUGACGGAGCUCACAGGCAGGGUGCUUCCAGCUCCAAUGCUGCAGUAUGGAGGCCGGAAUAAAACAGUAGCCACACCCAACCAGGGUGUCUGGGACAUGCGAGGAAAGCAGUUUUAUGCUGGCAUUGAAAUUAAAGUUUGGGCAGUGGCUUGUUUUGCGCCUCAGAAACAAUGUAGGGAAGAUUUACUAAAGAGUUUCACUGACCAGCUUCGUAAAAUCUCCAAGGAUGCAGGGAUGCCCAUCCAGGGUCAGCCAUGUUUCUGCAAGUAUGCACAAGGCGCAGACAGUGUGGAGCCCAUGUUUAAACACCUAAAAAUGACAUACGUGGGCCUGCAGCUAAUAGUGGUUAUCUUGCCUGGAAAGACACCAGUAUAUGCGGAGGUGAAACGAGUUGGAGAUACCCUUUUAGGUAUGGCCACACAAUGUGUCCAGGUCAAAAAUGUUGUCAAGACCUCACCCCAAACCCUUUCCAACCUUUGCCUGAAGAUAAAUGCAAAGCUUGGAGGAAUUAACAAUGUACUUGUACCUCAUCAAAGGCCUUCAGUGUUCCAGCAGCCUGUCAUCUUCCUGGGAGCAGAUGUCACUCAUCCUCCUGCUGGGGAUGGGAAGAAGCCUUCUAUUGCAGCCGUGGUGGGCAGCAUGGAUGGCCACCCUAGCCGGUACUGUGCCACAGUGCGGGUGCAGACGUCUCGGCAGGAGAUUGCCCAGGAGCUCCUCUACAGUCAGGAGGUUGUGCAGGACCUGACAAGCAUGGCUCGGGAGCUGCUGAUUCAGUUCUACAAGUCCACACGUUUCAAGCCCACUCGCAUCAUCUACUACCGUGGAGGGGUGUCAGAGGGACAGAUGAAGCAGGUAGCUUGGCCAGAGCUAAUAGCAAUUCGAAAGGCGUGUAUAAGCUUGGAGGAAGACUAUCGACCAGGAAUAACCUACAUUGUGGUGCAAAAGAGACAUCACACACGCCUCUUCUGUGCAGAUAAAACAGAAAGGGUGGGGAAAAGUGGCAAUGUCCCAGCAGGCACUACAGUGGAUAGUACCAUCACACAUCCAUCGGAGUUUGACUUUUACCUCUGUAGUCAUGCAGGAAUUCAGGGAACCAGCCGUCCUUCACAUUACCAGGUCUUGUGGGAUGACAAUUGCUUCACUGCAGAUGAGCUCCAGCUGCUGACGUACCAGCUCUGUCACACCUACGUGCGCUGCACACGCUCGGUCUCCAUUCCUGCCCCUGCAUAUUAUGCGCGGCUGGUAGCAUUUCGGGCAAGGUAUCAUUUGGUGGAUAAAGAUCAUGACAGUGCGGAAGGCAGUCACGUGUCAGGACAGAGCAAUGGCCGGGACCCUCAGGCUUUGGCUAAGGCUGUGCAGAUCCACCACGAUACCCAGCACACUAUGUAUUUUGCCUGAGAGUCUUGGAAAAGAACUCAACCAAUUUGGCAUCCCACGCAUCCUCAAAUGUUUCAGAUGCCUACUGCCUCUAGAUAGUGCCACGUUGAUUUCAGGUGGUCCCCUACCAGCAGCUCGGAACAGUUAGUUGCACUGAAUCUGUACUUUGCAGCCCUGUCUGAUGCAUCAACAAAAUUGAGCCAUUUUUUAAAGAAGAAAAAAAGAAACUCAUAGAUUAUGCUUUCUGAUGCACUGGACAAAAUUUUUACCUCAGCGUGCAAAGGCUGAUCAGCCUUGACUUUCUAAAGGACUUAUUUUCCAAGGAGGGUUUCUGUGGGAUAUUUUGCUAGCUGUGGUAUUCACCGCAUCUAGUCUUAUAAGAGGAGUAUUUCCUUUUUCCUUGUUCAUUGAGUGGGGUAUAUGCAUAAGUGGGAGAGAAAAACCAAACGACCUGUUUCAUUUCCAUGCAACUUUUUAAUUGGGUGGGCCCAUAGACUUUUUAAUGAAGAUUUCUGACUUCGCCACUGUAAAUGCCUUUAAGGAGCAUUAAUUUUUGAAAGUUUUACAGAAUUUUAUUACUUUCACUGCUUUAUCUUACUGAUCUCUCCGGGCCUGUGCUGUGGAGUGCAGGCUGCCUGGCAAUUGCACUAUAUCUGGCUGCAGACUCAAACAGGCAGUUCUCUUACGUGUCUGGCUUCUGUGAAUGUGUGACAUAAGCAAGUGUGAUGCGUGUCACAGGGACAGGUAGCACUGCCAUGGUCAAAAGUAAAAAGUUCUCCCUAUUUGGAAAAAAAGAUUAGCUUUUAGUACGUUUCCAAGUUUUUUAAAGUGCCCAUUUUAUGCUGCUAUGUGGUUUGUUAGAUCUAAAUGAUUUUUAAACUUCUCUCAUAGAAAGUUAACUUUGGCAAUAAGCAUUUUUAAGGCCCCUCCCCUUUAUCCUCCAACAAGGUAGUUUUAUAGAUGAAAUUUUGGUAUGAUUUUAUCAACUAUUUCUUAAUAUAUCAUAACCUGGAUAUUCUGAAACCAGUCAGUCGAUAAAGACAUAUAUUUCCACGCCCUUUUAAAUAAUUGUUUGGUUUUUUUAAACCUGAUUUAUAGUCAUAGUCUGUGACCUGUCAUCUUUUUUCUUUUAAAAUAAGCUGGAACCAGGAUGCUUUGCCAAUGUAUAAGGCACAUUGAGUGAUGCUGGACUUUAAAAAAAAAAAAAAAAAGUACCAGCAUGUAAAAAGCUCGUUUUCCCUGGGAAUUAAGGCUGUGCUCAUAGCUGCUUACAGUACAGUUCUGUUUGCUCUUCUCUCAGCCUGAAAUGUGCUUGAUGGUUUUGCCUUCCUCUUUUUCAGCUAAAACUUUGUGGAAGAAGUUGAUUUUCCCCUCUUUUCUGUAGAGUCUGGAUUCCCUCACAGGAAGACAGGACUCCUUUUCUUGUCCAGCAAAGGGAGUUGAUACAAAGCAAGUAUCAAUUAGAAACUAGGGGAAUGGAUUCUGUAUUUAAUGUAGAUAAUACUUUGUAAAGGACAAACGUUACAUAGUCUAGGUAGUUCCACCCAGGGUUUCCCAGCCCACAUUUUACUCUGUCCUCGAAGGGCAAGAGGUGAAAGGUAAAAGGCUCUCUGGAGAGCCACACUCCUUGAGCUGAGGAAGGAGCUGGGAAGAGACAAACACAAUAUACUGAAAACAAUUUUGUUGUCUCUAUCUAGAAACCAUUGGUGGGAAACACUGGAUCAGAUGGUGAAGGGUGUUUGCUUGAACUCAUUAGUUGAUUCAAGAUCCAAAUCUGUUAAACUAGCCUUCUCAAAAUCCCAGCAAUACAAAACACUGUUCUCCUUCAGUCUUUUCAACAAGCUUGUAAAUACAUUAAUGUUUACAUUUCCAUGUGCUGUUGCUCGGCAGUGCCACCAGCGUUAGCUGAACUGGUCUCUGAGAGAGUUUUAUAAUGUCCAUCGAGUCCUUUAGCUCAUGAGGAUGAGUGCAGACAUUCUUAAUCUCUGCAGACAGUGGGGAAAAGCAAGUCCUGUGGCUGAAGCACAAUGAAGGCAGGAGUGAAGAGGCAGCUGAUACUUUUUUUUCCGAAUACCUCACUUGGAUAAUACAAAUCUGGACAUGUUGAUCAGUGGCUGACUGCCCCUUUUAUUCACACUCAUUCAGGGAGAGCACAGAAAAUACUCUUCAGCACAGCCGCUCUGGAUCCAAGAGGAGGAAAAAAAAAGUGGGAGCUUUUUAGGAGAAUGAGGACUCACCUGGAGCCUGUGGCAUGAAGAACUCUUGAUGGUUGGCUAGCUGGCUAUCCAGCCAGCAGGCACCACACCUGCACUUGAGUGCCGCAGGCUCACUGGUUAACAAUGCACAGAAGAAAUGUCUUGCCAUCUUCCUGCAUGAUGGAACAGGAAGCAAGCUGGUUGCCCAGAAGCCCUGAUCCAUUUGCCUGCAGUUGGGUUCCAUGCUUGACCUUGAACAAAAUACCUGAAACACCUCAAUCUGUCCUAGUAUGCUGGAGCCUAUUAGUAUGGUGGUGGAAGAAAAGCCAGGAGGCCAGUUUUUGUAGGAAAACAGUACCAUUAAGGGUGUGAUGCUGUUGUUUUGAACAAAUGGAAAGAAAUGUGGAAGAAUUAGGAUUGUUGGGGAAAAGCUUACCGAGGGGUAAAUAGUUAAGAGGUGAUCCCUGCAGAAUCAGAACUGCAGUAAUACUAUCGCAAGCAAAUCUGAAUGCAUAGUUUUAAUUUAAUUAGGGUUGACAAUUCAAAUAGUUCUCCCCUCGAAACUGACUGAAUCGUUAUGCAUGUGUCAAUCAAUGGGAGGUGUGCAUUCUCUAGAAGUAGUGUUAGGCUGUCUGGUUUUCUUAAAUGCAGCCUAUUUAGGCACUGUCAUGUAGUGUGAAAGAUUGCAGUAUGGCAACACUGAAGAAUUAACAGUUUGGGGCUAGGGAGCACAGGACAUUAAGAGUGGGGAAGACCCAAAUGUUGAAAUAAUUGUGUUUUGUUGUUGUUAGUUGUUGAGUCCUGAGCCGUUUAUGAAGUGAACCAGCUGGUUUAAUGCAGCUAGCGUUCUGGGCAGGCAAACCACAUUCACUCCUACUGUAAAUUCUAUAUGCUGCUUCCAAAGGUGAUGACUUACAAGCAGGCAUGUUCUGUAUGGCCUGUAUUUUAGCAUCUGGUGCCCGAUCUAUAUCCUAUGCCCUUACCCACCUGACUCAGCUGCCUAUUCCUUCCCCUGGGAAAAGAUAAUCCACUGUUUUAGCAAGGCUCACCCUCUCUACCCUAGUCACCCUCUGUUGAUAUAUUAUAUGAUUCUCUUGCUCAUUAGCAAGGUGGCAGCUCAGCUUUCAUUUUAAGAAAGUGGAGGUUAAGGGCAUUGUAUUAAUAUUGCUUCAACUCCAAGAAUUUUUUCUUAUAAAAUUAAAGGAAAGAUCUUUAUUGGCCAACCAUUUUCUUUUCCCUUGCUAUUGACAGAUUCAUGUUUUUUCUGUGUCUACUGGCUGAAAAUGUUUGUUUGUUCAUCUGACUAACGGUGUGGUUUUUGUUUCUCUAUGGUUAGACUUGUAAUGUUUUAAAAUGUAUUUUAUUAAUUUGGACUGAAUGUCUGUCUCUAGCAAUACGAGGUACUUUUUAAGCUAUUAAGGAAGGGUUUGUAUCCCUGUGUGAGAUAAGGUGAUGGUUGUUUAAAAAAAUUUUUUUUUUGGCCUGCAGGGAUAUUUUGUGUUCAUGUGUCCAAAAAGAUGGGUAGGGGGGUGGGUGGGAGAGAUAAAUUGGCAUUCUUGUGCUAAAAGUUGUUUUUCUUGUCAAUUGUGUAAUAAAUAUGGAAUAUAUUAUAAUGGCAUCAUAUAUGGCUACUUUUAAAAAACAAUUUCAUCUAUUUGAGAAAUUGGACAAAGAAGAGAAGUGAAACAACUAUGUUUAAUUCUGGGUCUCUCUAUGUUUAGGAAUUGCCAUUUGGGAGUUUUUGAAGGGCUCCCAGCACCACUUCAUAUAUGAAAACUUUGACAAGAUUCAUCAGGGUUCUAGGUACUGUUCUCAAUGGGAAGGGAAGCUCUGAUUAAGUGAUAUUUUAAGGAAACUGGUGAGGUGUGGUGGCUCGCUCCAGUAAUUUCAGAAGUUGGGAGGCUGAGGCAGGAACAUUAUUACGAUUCUGAGUCCAUCCUGGGCUUUAGAGUGGGACCCUGUGUAUUAGCUACUUUUCUCUUGAUGGAUAAAAUAUAACCAAAACUGGCCUAUGGGAGAAGUGGUUUUUCCUUUGCUUAUGUUUCUAGAGGGAGAGUCCACAAUGGCAUGCAAAUAUGGCAGCAGACAACCUCAGCAAGGAGCUGAGAAAUCACGUCUUCAACCACAAGCUUGAAGAAGAAAGUGAUCUGGAAAUGAGGCAAGGCUGUAAACUCUCAAAACCUGCUCCCAGGGAUGGAUUUCCUUCAGCAAGCCUGACCUUGCAUAGCCUCCCUAAAUAGCGUCACCAACUGGGAGCCAGGCGUCCAAAAGCCUGAACCUGUUGGGGACAUUUUUCAGUCAAACCAUUAUACUGUGUCUCAAAGAAAAGCAAACAAAUAAAAACAAAAGAUCCAAGAAGACA